AUGACUUCUUUCCGUAGAGUAUUUAUAAUGGUGUCGACUUCAACAUCCUUCAAAAAUGCUGUCGCGCUUAUCACCGGUGCAAACAAAGGUAUUGGUUUUGAAACAGCACGACAGCUUGGUGAGCAGGGUAUAAUUGUUUUGAUUGGAGCUAGAGACCAAAACCGUGGUGAAGAAGCUGUUAAAAAACUGGUAAAUGAAAAUAUAAAGGCUAAGUGGAUUGAACUUGAUGUAACGAAACAACAAACGGUCGAUAGUGCAGCACAUAUAGUUGAAGAAGAGUUUGGCCGAUUAGACAUACUAAUUAAUAAUGCAGCAGUGUAUUUAGAAGGAGAACUACCGAGCGAGACACAAAUAAGUAAAAUGCGUGCAACUUUUGAGACGAACUUCUUUGGAGCAUUCAUCGUGAUAAAAGCGUUUAUACCAUUAUUAAAAAAAUCACAGAACGCUGGCGGUGGCUGUAUUGUUAACGUAUCAAGUCGAUUGGCAUCAUUUGGAAAUAAUGUUGAAAAAACCCGAUUAUCUUAUGCUACAUCGAAAGCAGCACUAAAUAUGAUGACAUAUCAAUUUGCGAAAGAAUUCGAGAAUGAAAAAUCAAAUAUAAAAAUAAAUAGUGUUAAUCCAGGAUUAGCCAAAACCGACAUGAACAACAAUAACGACAAAUAUGACUCUCCGGAAGUAGCUGCUAGGUCAAUUGUUUAUUUUGCAACAUUGCCACCAAACGGACCUUCCGGAUCAUUUUAUGGUCGGGAUAAAACUCAACACGCUUGGUGA
Molecule: messenger RNA, 771 nt
Organism: Didymodactylos carnosus
Lineage: Eukaryota; Metazoa; Rotifera; Eurotatoria; Philodinida; Philodinidae
Source: the annotation of a GenBank genome assembly